Molecule: messenger RNA, 983 nt
Organism: Anoplophora glabripennis (Asian longhorned beetle)
Lineage: Eukaryota; Metazoa; Arthropoda; Insecta; Coleoptera; Cerambycidae
Gene: Ccm3
Product: programmed cell death protein 10
Exons: 6
Coding region: 142-771 (209 amino acids)
Biological process (GO): positive regulation of MAP kinase activity; regulation of Golgi organization
Cellular component (GO): FAR/SIP/STRIPAK complex; Golgi apparatus
Molecular function (GO): protein kinase binding
Source: RefSeq, a predicted model, not a curated record
UGUAAAAAUCAUUUGUGUAUUGUAUUCGUUAAGUCAGUAUUGACAUUUGACUUUUUCGUUUGUUGUGAAAUAUAUUUUUAAUUUUCUUGAAAAUUUUAUUACUUAUCUAAUUUCCUAUCUCAACUAUUUAAUUCUAGAAAUAUGACAAUGGGCGAUGAAACACCAGUGACUACAUUAAUUCUUCCAAUUUUAAUACGCCCUAUUUUGUCAGAGUUAGAGAAGCAAGAUGUUUUGGCUUCUCAAACUUUACGGUCUGCUCUUACUAAAGCUGAAGCAAGUUAUCCAGGUCUUACAUAUGACCUUGUUGUUGGUAUUUUACGAAGAGGAGAUCUUGCUGUCAACAUGAAUGAAAGUAUACUUCGUCUGCAAGGAGCAGUUUCUGAUACAGAUGUUGAAUAUCGAUUAAAUCGCUCAGAAGAUGCAUUUCAAGAGCUAAAUAAAAAGUCUGCAGCCUUGAAAAGAAUUCUAAGUCGAAUACCAGAUGAAAUAACUGAUAGGAAGACAUUUUUGGAGACUAUCAAAGAAAUAGCUAGUGCCAUAAAGAAAUUGCUGGAUGCCGUGAAUGAGGUAAACGGUUUCAUUCCAGGUUCAACCGGAAAGCAGUCAUUAGAACAAAGAAAAAGAGAAUUUGUUAAAUAUUCUAAAAGGUUUAGCAAUACUUUAAAAGAAUAUUUUAAAGAAGGCCAUGCCAACUCAGUAUUUGUUAGUGCUCUGUAUUUAAUUCAUCAAACAAAUAUGAUUAUUACAACAGUGAAGAGCAAAUGUGAAUAAAUUAAUAUAUAUAUAUAUAUAUUUUGAAUUUAUCUUGACAAAUUAUAUAAAAAUUAAUAGUUUUUAUUUCUGACAUUUCUAGAUUUAAUACUGUAUUACGUUUUGGUAAAGGUUGGAACAUUAAGUAUUAAAAGAUGUAAUAUGUAUUAAGAUAAAUAUAAUAUUGUUAUUAGUCAUGGUGUUAAAUAUACAUACAAAUGUUUAUGAAUAUU